Messenger RNA from Diutina rugosa, 969 nucleotides. RefSeq names its product sedoheptulose-7-phosphate:D-glyceraldehyde-3-phosphate transaldolase (gene TAL1). The record is from RefSeq and is a predicted model, not a curated record. The transcript has a single exon. Gene Ontology annotation, molecular function: transaldolase activity. Gene Ontology annotation, cellular component: intracellular anatomical structure; cytoplasm. Lineage: Eukaryota; Fungi; Ascomycota; Pichiomycetes; Serinales; Debaryomycetaceae. Gene Ontology annotation, biological process: pentose-phosphate shunt; pentose-phosphate shunt, non-oxidative branch; carbohydrate metabolic process. Bases 1 to 969 code for a protein of 322 amino acids.
AUGUCCAACUCUCUUGAACAAUUGAAGGCUACCGGCACCGUCAUUGUCGCCGACACUGGUGACUUCGAGUCGAUUGCCAAGUACACCCCUCAAGAUGCCACCACUAACCCUUCGCUCAUCUUGGCUGCCACCAAGAAGACCGAAUACGCCAAGUUGAUCGAUGUCGCCGUCGACUACGCCAACCAACACGAUGGCGAUGCCAAGCACAAGGCCACCCUUGCCCUCGACCGUUUGUUGGUUGAAUUCGGUAAGGAAAUCUUAAAGAUUGUCCCCGGACGGGUGUCUACCGAAGUGGACGCGCGGUUGUCGUUCGACAAGGAAAAGACCAUUGAAAAGGCCCUCCACAUCAUCAAGUUGUACGAAGAACAAGGCAUCUCUAAGGACAGAGUCUUGAUCAAGGUCGCCUCCACCUGGGAAGGUAUCCAAGCCGCCAGAGAAUUGGAAUCGAAGCACGGCAUCCACUGCAACUUGACCUUGUUGUUCUCGUUCGUGCAAGCCGUUGCUUGUGCCGAAGCUCAAGUCACCUUGAUCUCGCCCUUCGUCGGCAGAAUCUUGGACUGGUACAAGAAGAGCACCGGUAAGGAAUACACCGCCGAAAACGACCCCGGUGUGGAAUCGGUCACUGACAUCUACAACUACUACAAGAAGUACGGCUACAAGACCAUUGUCAUGGGUGCUUCGUUCAGAAACACCGGUGAAAUUGAAGCCUUGGCUGGUUGCGACUACUUGACCAUCUCGCCCAAGUUGUUGCAAGAAUUGUUGGACUCGACCGAAUCCGUCCCCGCCAAGUUGUCGGUGGAAUCCGCUCAAGCCUCCAAGCACGAAAAGGUUUCUUACGUUGACGACGAAGCCACCUUCAGAUUCUUGCUUAACGAAGACGCUAUGGCCACCGAAAAGUUGUCGGAAGGUAUCAGAAACUUCGCCAAGGACUGUGUCACCUUGUUGGACGAAUUGGAAAAGAGAUUUUAA